This is a messenger RNA of Torulaspora globosa, 636 nucleotides long. It is a transcript of the gene NRM1, whose product is annotated as Nrm1p. Bases 1 to 636 code for a protein of 211 amino acids. NCBI's taxonomy places the organism in Eukaryota, Fungi, Ascomycota, Saccharomycetes, Saccharomycetales, Saccharomycetaceae. The record is from RefSeq and is a predicted model, not a curated record. The transcript has a single exon.
AUGCACUUUGACGGGACCGUGACAACGAUGACGUUAGAGAGAAGACUACCCCUGGGCGAGUUCUCCAGCUCGAAAGUCAACAAGCUUGGCCGCUUCACGCAAUCGCAGCCAUUGAAAAGAACCCGACUGCCCUCGAUCAAGACUUUGAUCAAUUGCACGCCGGAACUUCCAGCAAUCACAGUGGCCAAGCCGCAGAGCGACUGCCGGGUGGCCAAGAAAGAGAAGCCACGCCGGGACCUGAGUAGCGUCUCCGAGAGACUGCGAGUGAGAUUACAGCUGGCCUACUUCAAGCUGAAGACCAACCAGACCAGCAUCAAGUUCAAGGAGCUCAAACGCCAGUUCGAACUCAACAGUGAGCCCCCAAGCCGCAAGAAAAGAAGAAAGCUGGUUGUCUCGCAGGGCAAUUACAAGACGCCGUUGAAGUCCAACACGGUCCACGACAUCGCGAAACCCACCACAGCGAAACCAGACAAUUUCCUGCAGUUCCACGACCGCAGCAAUAGCCCCGCGACCGCCCACACAACGCCGGUCAAUGACUCCAACGCAAUUGCACCGCUCCCCGAGAAGCAGAACACGCCGAUGAGCGUGAAGGCCGCGAAGUCCCUGCUCCACCUCUUCACCAGCAGCCAGCACUGA